This is a messenger RNA of Teleopsis dalmanni, 1467 nucleotides long. Its product is annotated as G protein alpha q subunit. Gene Ontology annotation, biological process: phospholipase C-activating dopamine receptor signaling pathway; adenylate cyclase-modulating G protein-coupled receptor signaling pathway. The transcript has 9 exons. Gene Ontology annotation, molecular function: guanyl nucleotide binding; G protein-coupled receptor binding; GTPase activity. The record is from RefSeq and is a predicted model, not a curated record. NCBI's taxonomy places the organism in Eukaryota, Metazoa, Arthropoda, Insecta, Diptera, Diopsidae. Gene Ontology annotation, cellular component: heterotrimeric G-protein complex. Bases 174 to 1364 code for a protein of 396 amino acids.
UAUAUAUAUAUGUACUUUAAGCGACAAAAUAUAUGAAGGAACACUAGCAACAACAACACUCUUAGAUUAAACUCAAUUCAAACCAAAGUUUUGAAUACGGAAGAGCAUUUUUUACAAAAAUAUUAGCCUACAGUGGACAGUUUGCAGCAUAAGCAGCUAAAAAUUUUGUUAGUAUGGAGUGCUGUUUAUCUGAAGAAGCCAAGGAACAGAAGCGCAUUAAUCAAGAAAUCGAAAGACAAUUACGUAGAGACAAACGAGAUGCGCGAAGAGAACUUAAAUUACUGCUACUGGGAACUGGUGAAUCCGGUAAAUCAACGUUUAUUAAACAAAUGCGAAUUAUUCACGGAAGCGGUUACUCUGAUGAAGAUAAACGAGGUUAUAUUAAAUUAGUUUUUCAAAAUAUAUUCAUGGCAAUGCAAUCAAUGAUCAAAGCUAUGGAUAUGUUAAAGAUUUCAUAUGGAAAGGCGGAACAUAGUGAACUUGCGGAUUUGGUUAUGAGUAUUGAUUACGAAACAGUAACGACUUUUGAAGAUCCAUUUUUGUCAGCAAUCAAAAAUCUAUGGGCAGAUACUGGUAUACAAGAAUGCUACGAUCGACGAAGAGAGUAUCAACUAACAGAUUCAGCUAAAUAUUAUCUGAUGGACCUCGAUCGUGUGGCUCAACCAGACUAUUUACCAACCGAACAAGACAUUUUAAGGGUUCGUGUGCCGACAACGGGGAUUAUUGAAUAUCCGUUUGAUUUAGAAGAAAUACGAUUUAGUUAUUUAAGCGAUUUAGAACGUAUUGAAGCGGCUGAGUAUUUACCAACAGAACAAGAUAUUUUACGUGCUCGUGUUCCAACAACUGGAAUUCUUGAGUACCCAUUUGAUUUAGAUGGAAUAAUAUUUAGAAUGGUAGACGUGGGCGGUCAGAGGUCCGAAAGAAGAAAAUGGAUUCAUUGUUUCGAGAAUGUUACAUCCAUAAUAUUUUUGGUUGCGCUAUCGGAAUAUGAUCAAAUUUUAUUCGAAUCUGACAAUGAGAAUCGUAUGGAAGAAUCAAAAGCUUUAUUUAGAACAAUUAUCACGUAUCCGUGGUUCCAGAACUCAUCAGUAAUUCUCUUUUUAAAUAAGAAAGAUUUAUUAGAAGAAAAAAUUAUGUAUUCGCAUUUGGUAGAUUAUUUUCCCGAAUAUGAUGGUCCACAAAGGGACGCAAUUGCCGCCCGUGAGUUCAUACUUCGUAUGUUUGUAGACUUAAACCCCGAUUCCGAAAAGAUUAUUUAUUCUCAUUUCACGUGUGCUACAGAUACUGAAAAUAUAAGAUUUGUGUUUGCAGCUGUAAAGGACACAAUACUUCAAUCAAAUCUGAAGGAAUAUAAUUUGGUCUAAACUGGAUUUUGGAUCAAACAACUAUUUUUGUGAUUUUAUUAUAUUCAUAUAAUUCCUUUUUUCGCUAAAAGAAUAUAAGUAAAACAAUAUGAAAGUAUCAUUA